AUGCUAAUGUCUUCAGAAGACCGACCAGAAUCAGAGGAACCGGAGACGUCUGAACCAGCGAGACGACACCACUGUUCACAGUGUGGAAAGAGUUUUACCCAUUUAGGGAGCCUUAAAAACCACAAGAGAACACAUGUAGAGAAGAAGUCUUACAACUGUUCCCAGUGUGGAAAGAGUUUUAGCUGGUCUGGGCAACUGAAAGAACAUGAGAGAAUACACACAGGAGUGAAGCCUCACCAGUGCUCCCAAUGUGGAAAGAGAUUUUUCAAGUCAUCACAUCUGAACGAGCAUAAGAGAAUACACACAGGAGAAAAAACAUUCCAAUGCUCUCAGUGUGGAAGGACAUUUUCCCGAUCAGGGGACCUGAAAUCUCAUGAGAGAACACACACAGGGGAAAAGCCUUAUCACUGCUCUCAAUGUGGAAAGAGUUUUACCCGUUUAGGGAACCAAAAAAUGCAUGAGCGAAUACACACAGGAGUGAAGCCUUACCACUGUUCCCAGUGUGGAAAGAGUUUUGCGAAGUUAGGGAACCUUAAAAUACAUAACCGAAUACACACAGGAGAAAAACCAUUCCAAUGCUCUCAGUGUGGAAAGACAUUUUCACGAUCAGGGGACUUGAAAUCACACAAAAAAAUACACACAGGGGAAAAGCCUUAUCACUGUUCCCAUUGUAAAAGUAGUUUUAGCUGGUCAGGGCAACUGAAAGAGCAUGAGAGAACACACACAGGAGUGAAGCCUUACCACUGUUCCCAGUGUGGAAAGAGGGACAUGAAAAAGCAUGAGGGAACACACUCUGUAGAGAAGCCUUUCCAGUGCUCUCAGUGUGGAAAGGGAUUUAUCCAGUCAUCCCAUCUGAAAGUGCAUAAGAGAAUACACACAAGAGAGAAGCCAUUCCAAUGCUUGCAGUGUGGAAAGAGUUAUACCCGGUUAGGAAAUUUGAAAACGCAUGAGAUGACACACACAGGAGAGAAGCCUUUCCAAUGCCGUCAGUGUGGAAAGCGUUUUACCUGGUUAGGGAACCUGAAAAUGCAUAAGGUGACACAUAAAGUAGGAUAGCCUCACCUCUUUUCCCAGUGUGAAAAGGGUUUUGUUCAUUUAAAGGGCUUGGAAAGAGCAUGAGAAAGUACAUACACAGGAGGAGAAGACAUACCACUGCUCUCAUUGCCCAAAUACAUUUCCAGAGGACCUGAAAUCACAUGAGAGAAAAAAGAGAGGCUGUGUUCUGACUUAUUAUUUUGAUUAAGAAUUUUCAUUUUUGGGGUUUGUGACAUGAAAUCUAAUUGUAUAUAUUAAA
Molecule: messenger RNA, 1294 nt
Organism: Salvelinus namaycush (lake trout)
Lineage: Eukaryota; Metazoa; Chordata; Actinopteri; Salmoniformes; Salmonidae
Product: gastrula zinc finger protein XlCGF17.1-like
Exons: 3
Coding region: 1-1056 (351 amino acids)
Biological process (GO): regulation of DNA-templated transcription
Molecular function (GO): RNA polymerase II cis-regulatory region sequence-specific DNA binding; DNA-binding transcription factor activity, RNA polymerase II-specific
Source: RefSeq, a predicted model, not a curated record